CACUACAGGAGGCGUGUGAUCAAGUAGAUAACGUACAGUACAUUAGUGUACAAGCGAGAAUUCCUGCGAGACAAUUUCACACUGAAGCCGGAUGUAUAUGGUGGCGGACGUUUCCCCGCGUUGCUGGUGAUGUACCUGGUUUAAUGCUCGGAGAUAAGCGACAGGUUUAUGUAACAUGUGUUAGGAGGGUCUGUGUUUGGUUUGUUUCGCUCGGACCAUGUGCAGUGACAGCUGGUGUGGCCGGUGCCUGACACGCCGAACUGUUGUUAUCUUACAGCCAGGGAUGUAGAGGCUCCUCAUGUGGCGUUUACAUAAGAAAACAAACAAACAAACAAACAACCUUGUUAAAAGUUCAGGACCCUGAGGAAUAGUAAGCUAAGCAGUGCGAAUACAGGCUAACUGUACGCUUCGCAAUUAACAGCUUCUACUAAGCGUGAAUAAACCUUAGCUUGAGAAACCAAAAACUGACAAAAUGAGGAUUUUGAGGGCUUUAAUGAGCAACACAUCCAUCGGGAAGCUUGUGGAUCAUUACUCCAGGUUUUCCCCCUCUCCCCUCUCCAUGAAACAGUUCAUAGAUUUCGGUUCAGAGAACGCGUGUGAGAAAACCUCCUUCAAGUUCCUGAGAGAGGAGCUGCCAGUCAGGUUGGCCAACAUUAUGAAGGAGAUCAACCUGCUGCCUGAUAACUUACUGAGGACGCCCUCAGUGCGCCUGGUGCAGAGCUGGUACAUUCAGAGUCUCCAGGAUAUAUUAUCGUUCAAGGAGAAAAACGCAGACAAUGGAAAAGUCAAUUCUGAUUUUACAGAUGCAGUGAUUAAGAUCCUGAAUAGACAUAAUGAUGUGGUUCCCACAAUGGCACAGGGAGUGGUAGAGUACAAGGAGGCAUAUGGUACUGACCCUAUUACCAGCCAGAACAUGCAGUACUUCCUGGACCGCUUCUACAUGAGCAGAAUUUCCAUCAGAAUGCUCCUCAAUCAGCACAGUCUACUGUUUGGACGGAAGGUACAGACGAACCCAGCUCAUCCAAAACAAAUAGGCAGUAUCGAUCCUAACUGCCAUGUCAGUGAUGUGAUUAAAGAUGCAUACGAAAAUGCACGAAACUUAUGUGAUCGAUACUACAUGAACUCACCAGAACUAAAACUAGAAGAAUUCAACGGAAAUGAACCCAACAAGCCCAUAACUGUGGUUUAUGUGCCGUCUCAUUUAUAUCACAUGGUGUUCGAAUUAUUUAAGAAUGCCAUGCGAGCCACCAUGGAGCUGUAUGGUGACGAUGUGGAGUACCCUCCAGUUCAUGUUAAGGUCGUCCUGGGUCAUGAAGAUCUCACUGUGAAGGUCAGUGACCUUGGAGGUGGGGUACCACUCAGGAAGAUUGACAGGUUGUUCACAUACACAUAUUCCACUGCCCCACGUCCCCAAAUGGACACAUCCCGUGCUGCACCACUGGCUGGUUAUGGCUAUGGCCUGCCCAUUUCCAGACUGUAUGCCAGGUAUUUCCAGGGGGAACUGCAGCUUUACUCAAUGGAGGGCCAUGGCACUGAUGCAGUCAUAUAUAUCAGAGCACUUUCUACAGAGUCCAUUGAAAGGCUUCCAGUAUAUAACAAAUCAGCAUGGAAACACUACAAGACCAUCCAUGAGGCAGAUGACUGGUGUGUGCCAAGCAAAGAGCCCAAAGACAUGAGCACCUUCCGCAGCAUGUAGAGCCUCUGCACCAAAGGCAGAGCGCACAGUUCAUUUUGUAAUUCUUAUUGUUAAUAGGAAUUAGAAUAAUUCAAGUAAGUAAGAAUGAAAAUAAUUAUUAAAUGAAUGUUUUUUUCA
Clarias gariepinus (North African catfish) is the source of this 1813-nucleotide messenger RNA. It is a transcript of the gene pdk1, whose product is annotated as pyruvate dehydrogenase kinase, isozyme 1. The record is from RefSeq and is a predicted model, not a curated record. Bases 473 to 1696 code for a protein of 407 amino acids. Gene Ontology annotation, cellular component: mitochondrion. Lineage: Eukaryota; Metazoa; Chordata; Actinopteri; Siluriformes; Clariidae. Gene Ontology annotation, biological process: protein phosphorylation; regulation of glucose metabolic process. The transcript has 11 exons. Gene Ontology annotation, molecular function: pyruvate dehydrogenase (acetyl-transferring) kinase activity.